This is a messenger RNA of Coffea arabica (coffee), 2002 nucleotides long. Its product is annotated as protein Brevis radix-like 2. The record is from RefSeq and is a predicted model, not a curated record. NCBI's taxonomy places the organism in Eukaryota, Viridiplantae, Streptophyta, Magnoliopsida, Gentianales, Rubiaceae.
ACUGUCUAUAUGUCUAAUGCUAAUCUCACUCCUCUCUCUCUCCUGUCUUCUUGACCCAACAACUCUUCUUCUUCUCUUAAAUUAAUCGCCCCAGACCAUCCAUCCAACACCCCCUCCCUUCCCCUCUUAAUCUCCGCGCCUAUUCUAUUUGUAUUACUAUUACUCCUAUAUUACUUCCCCGGCAAUUAACGCCUCCGCCAUCUCUCUCUCUCUCUCUCUCUCCCUCCAAUCUUCUCCUUCUCCAACCUUCUACUGCAAUUUUCUGAACCGACCCUUCAUGCUUCAUAACAUAACUUGAGUCGUCCUCGUCUUUUUUGCUUCGCACUUGAUCAUGCCCUGAUCAAAUUCCCGAGUACAUGUACUCCUCCAUUGAUUUGCUGACCCACUUUUUCCCCCGGUACCACGAGUUGGCUGCCUGCUUUUGUUCAGAUUCCCCCCCCUCCCCCCGGCCGGGCCCCGGGGGCGAAAGCUAAACUUUGAUUUACUAGGGGAGAUCCCCCACCCAAAAGGCAAAACUAUUCUGCAUUCUCAAUUCCUCGGCGCGCAGCUCUGGUCCAAUCAAGCAGCAAAUAAUGUUGACUUGUAUAGCUUGCUCUAACCAACACCUCAAUGCCGCAUCUCUUCCCCAACCCCAGCAUGAUGAUGACGACGACGCCGCCGCCGCCGCUAUUUCCACUCCCUCCACUAGACAAGCCAUCAAAGCCCUCACUUCUCAAAUCAAGGACAUUGCAAUAAAGGCUUCGGGUGCGUACAAGAACUGCAAGCCCUGUUCUGGCUCUUCCAACCACCACAAUAACCGCGGGGAUGCCUGCGCCGAUUCCGAACCCGGCUCUGUCUCCGGCCGCUAUCACUUCUCCUACGCUAGAGCAGCUGCUGCUGCUGGUAGCUCCAAUUCUACGCCUAGGCGGCCCUGGGGGAGGGAAAUGGAAUCCAGAUUGAAAGUGCUUUCCAGCGGCGAAACCACGCCCGCCUCCGUCAGCGGCCGGACCGAGUCGGCCGUGUUUAUGGAAGAAGACGAGCCCAAGGAAUGGGUCGCUCAGGUCGAGCCUGGCGUCCUUAUCACAUUUGUUUCGCUUCCUCAAGGAGGGAAUGAUCUCAAACGAAUUCGCUUCAGUCGUGAGAUGUUUAACAAAUGGCAAGCUCAACGAUGGUGGGCGGAGAACUAUGACAAGGUAAUGGAGCUAUACAAUGUCCAGAAGUUCAAUCAGCAAGCAGUACCGCUGCCAACUCCACCAAGAUCUGAAGAUGAGAUCUCAAAAAUGGAAUCUGCUGAAGACAGCCCUGCAACACCACCACUAAACAAAGAACGCUUACCCAGAAAUUUCCACCGUGCACUUGGGAUGGGCCAUUAUUCGUCAGAUUCACUUGAAAACCACCCUAUGCAUCCUCGUACUUACUACGAGUCAGCGGGGCUUACUUCAACCCCAAAACUUUCAAGCAUCAGUGCUGCAAGAACUGAGACAUCAUCCAUCGAUGCUUCUGCACGGAGUAGUUUAUCUAGAGAAGCUGACUGCUCGGGAGAGCUCUCAGUUAGCAAUGCCAGUGAUAUGGAAUCCGAGUGGGUUGAGCAAGAUGAGCCUGGGGUUUACAUAACAAUCAGGGCCUUGCCAGGUGGAAACAGAGAACUUAGACGGGUCCGAUUUAGCCGAGAAAGAUUUGGAGAAAUGCAGGCAAGAUUGUGGUGGGAAGCAAAUAGAGCCAGGAUUCAAGAACAAUACUUGUAAUUUAGCAAUAAACCUCGAGGGCAGACAAUUACAUUCUUCUACUGCUUGGUCGUCAAAUCUAUCUACAAAUUGCUAUAUAUGUGAUGCUGCCACUUCAAUUAGGUUUGUUAUGUGUCUAUGCGAUUGGAUUUCUCUUCACCGGCUGUUUUUUUUUUUUUCUUUUUCCCCUCCUCUGCGCUACUUUUAAUUUCAUUGGUUUAUGUAAUGAUUGAAGUGGUGGUUGGUUUAUAGAAGCCAAUGUGUAUAAUGAGAAAAUGUGGUUUAGAAGUCGACUCAUA